Triticum dicoccoides is the source of this 2160-nucleotide messenger RNA. RefSeq lists its product as uncharacterized. The transcript has 9 exons. Bases 669 to 1658 code for a protein of 329 amino acids. Lineage: Eukaryota; Viridiplantae; Streptophyta; Magnoliopsida; Poales; Poaceae. The record is from RefSeq and is a predicted model, not a curated record.
CCCCGACCACUCUGUGCAGAGCGCCAUGACGAGGAGCGGCGCUCGCCGUCGGCGCGCCCCCCCAAAUCUGGGCACAAGUCCGGGGAGGAGAGCCUCCACCCCGCCAACCUCCUCUUCUCCCCCUCGCCAGCGGCCGCCUCCGCGGAGGUGGUCGGGAUGACCAUCACCACCGGGCACCGGCCUCCUCUGCGGCCGCACAAGUCCGGGGAGGAGAGCCCACACCCCACCAAUCACCGGAGGAGUGAAGCAGGGCGAGGGCGCUCCCCUCUUAUCUCCCCCGCCGGCGUUCGCCUCCACGGAGGUGGUCGGGAUGACCAUCGCCACCGGGCGCCGGCCUCCUCCGCGGCCGCCGACGCGCAGCACAAGGGAUUUCAGGCAAGCGCCGUCUCUCUUUUUUUGGGGGUGGAAGCGCCGUUUUUUCUGUUGGGUUGGGAACAAGCGCCGAUUUUACUGGGCCACCGGAAACCGUUUUUUUUCUUGGGGAUUUGGUUACCGAUUCGGCCCAAGUGGACAGGCCCAGUUAACGUUUCCGUCUACUUUGGUUCUGUGCUCUAUAUAAACUGAAUAUUUUUCCUCCCCGCUCUGUUUCUUCUACCUUCGUUCUCGUCCUUCCAGAAGAAAUAGUUUGUUUCGUUCGUCUCCUUCGGUCCUCCCCCCCUCCAAUUCCAAUGCAGUCCCCUGCUCCGGCGAGCUCGAGCUUGCCGUAUUCCCCCAUGCUGUCUUUCCCUGAGAGCAUGGUGGGGAAGACUCUCCAGUUGCUCCUUCCGUACCACGACGCCACCAUCAGGGGCAUCGAGCGCAGCAAGGACGACAAGCUCACCCGUGUGAAGAUCGAGGCUCUGCCCGGGGUUGCGUUUUCUGCUGGAGAACUGCGACUGGAGAGCACAGAAGGGCUAAAGUUCGUAGGCGCUCUGCACAUGGACGACAUCUCAGGGCACGAGUGCACGCUCACAGUCCAUGACGACCAAGUGCACUAUUGUCGCUCUUGCACAGAAGUGAGAGUCCCAGCUUUCCACACAUUCUCAGAGACCUUGGUAGGAUGGACAGUCUGCUUCUCUGGGUCAGAUCCCUACUCCAUUGAGGUUGAUGUCCGACAUGUAGAGAGGCGGGAUUCUGUUACCACUGUAUAUCUUCGGACGGGUGUCAUCUCUCUUCCUGCCUGCACCGGUGACACGGUUAUACUGAGGUCCACAGAUACCUUGGACAAAUGGCAGGGAGACAUCGGAUAUUGGCCAAACCCUAGCUUUAUGGCUGAGAAGAAAGAAAAGGACGGAAGUAAAACUGACCAAAGUUUCUAUGGACAACUGUUUGAGAGAGAUGUCUUGAUUUAUGUGCGAGAUGAGCAAGUGUGCAUAGGCAGUAAACUGUCACUGCGGCUACCAAAUAAGAAGAUAUUGAUUAAGCCAGCACCAAAUGGUCCUGCUAACAUUAACAUCUCUCAUGGCAAGUCUUCCCAGCGAAAUCGCAGGUCAUCUAAACAGAAAGAAUGUGAAGCUGAGCAAAAAAUAGAAGUUGCAAUAAAUGGUUAUGGAAAGAUUGGGAGGGCGCUCGCUAGAGCCGCUUUGCAGAGUGACGGUGUUGCCCUUGUGCUGUCAAUGAUCUAUCUGGAGGAGAUGAAAUUAGUUGUAUGUUUAGGGAUAUAUGGGACUUUGAAGUGAAAAACUGUACCUCUGAUAUUUUUAAGGGGGUCGCUUCGUACAAGGAAAGCGAUCCUGAUUCAGUCCCUUGGUACAUGACCGGCCCCCAGUUUAUUGUGGAGACUAGUUCCGAUUGUAGCCAGGAUGCUGACCAUUACAAGAACUGUGCGUCUUCGUAUAGCGGCUGUUCGGAUCUCAAGCUCUUUGAACCUCUUGAAACAAUAGUUGGCCGCUCUUUGAACCUCUUUCACGUCCAGAUGAGUGAAAAGCCACGGCGGACCUAAGGCUUCAGCGUGGAAACGAGUUCUCCUGUGUACAUUGAUGGUGAUUGGAUAGUGUAUAGACAUUCGAUAGCCCAUAACCUCGACACUCGAAGCCCAUAGCCUCCAGUACAUACAUGUAUUGAUAGCCCAUAGCCUCCUGUGUACAUUACCAGUAAAUGAGCUCUCACACUUGACAUUCGGUUCAGUUGGUCCUUGGAUAAAUGAUCGAUUCUUCUGAAUUUUCUCCUUUCUCAAGCUAG